GUUAUUAGAGUUACAUUUCCUAAUAAUGACCCAGCACUAGAGCGACACGUUUGUUGGUUAGUGUGACGAAGCGAAAUGAUAGCGUGGUUCCUUGUUACUGCUCUUGUUGCACGAUAUAACUUGAAGUGAUAUAACAGUUGUUAAAAAACUGAAACAUUACUGAUCAUAUGCUGCAGCCACUACGCAUAUUCUUUGAAGAACUUAUCAGACCAUUAGUACUAUAUCCACCACAAGCUAACCCUUCAUUUAGGGAAAAAAUGGCAAGUCACAACAAUGUUGGUACUAGGCCUCGUAAGAGGGGUAUGCCAAUGGGAACACUAGACCACACAGACUUGGAAGCUGAUUCGUUCCCUCACAUGCCAUGGAGUGCACCUGCUGAGAAAGAUUAUCUCAGUGAGACUGAAAAGCCAUCUUACUCACCUGGAAUUCAUGGAGACUUGAAAAGCAUCAUACUUUUGAUAUUUUUAUAUGUUCUUCAGGGAAUUCCACUCGGACUGGCUGGGAGCAUUCCCAUGCUGCUGCAAAGUAGGAAAGUGACUUACACUCAGCAAGCUAUGUUCAGUUUUGUUCACUGGCCUUUCAGCAUCAAGCUUCUGUGGGCUCCAUUGGUAGACUCAUUAUAUGUGGCCAAGUUUGGGCGUCGGAAGACGUGGAUGAUCCCAACCCAGUACCUCAUAGGUUUAUUUAUGUUAGUAUUAUCCUACCAGAUCAAGAGCAUUAUGGGCGAAGCAGAAGAAAAUGGGGAAGUUAGUGUGCUAUUUCUAACUGUGAUCUUCUUCAUGCUAAACUUUUUAGCUGCCACUCAAGAUAUCGCAGUUGAUGGCUGGGCAUUGACUAUGCUAUCCAGACAGAAUGUUGGAUGGGCCAGCACUUGCAAUACAAUAGGACAGACUGCUGGUUACUUCUUAGGCAACGUACUUUUUCUGGCCCUGGAAUCUCCUGAUUUUUGCAACAAUUACCUGCGAUCAGAGCCACAGAAAGAUGGUCUUGUUACACUUGGAGGUUUUCUAUAUUUUUGGGGCAUUGUGUUUUUUAUCACUACAACACUGGUGGGCAUUUUCAAGCCAGAACAUGCAGAUCCUGAUGUUGAUCCAGAACAAGGCAUUGUGGACACUUACAAGACAUUAUUCAGAGUUAUCUGUCUGCCAGCUGUCAUCUCAUAUGCCAUAAUUCUUCUCACAGCAAAAGUCACAUUUUCUGCAGCUGAUGCAUUAACAAGUCUGAAGCUGAUAGAAUCUGGAAUGCAAAAAGAACGACUGGCACUGUUUGCUGUGCCUAUGAUUCCCAUUCAAAUUAUACUCCCUCUAAUGAUCUCGAAGUAUACCAACGGUCCACGACCUAUGGACAUUUUUCUAAAAGCUUAUCCAUACAGAGUCCUGAUGGGUCCUGUAUAUGCACUUCUGGUAUUCUGGUCACACUAUGUACAGACAUCGCCAGGAGAGUUUCCAUGGUACUUUUAUGCUAUUCUGCUUAUCGUCUAUGGUAUACACCAGAUAUUUGUAUACAUGAUAUUUGUAGCACAAAUGGCAUUUCAUGCCAAGAUCAGUGAUCCAGCUAUUGGGGGCACGUACAUGACCUUGUUAAAUACACUUGCAAACUUAGGUGCCAACUGGCCUGCUACACUAAGCCUGUGGUUUGUUGAUCUUGUCACCUACAAGCACUGUAGUGAAACGGGUGAACCCUGCACAUCAAAGGAAAUGAAAAACAUAUGCACUGGUGCUGGGAAUACAUGUGAAACCACUACAGAUGGCUACCAGAUUUUGAUACCAUUUUGUUUUCUUGUUGGCUUUCUGUGGCUGGCAUGGCGGAGAGACAAACUGAGACAACUUGAUAGCUUACCCGAGGCAGCAUGGAAAUGUUCCUAAAGGUGUAAGAGCACCUAAGUCUGUGGUUCUGAAUACAGCUUAUCUCUUAAGCUUUGUGUUGACUUGUUGUCAUUGGUAAACUUUUUUUUUAAAAGACCAAAAGAAGGGAGUAUAUGAAAGCAGAAGGUUGAAAUAUUUUGUUCGAAAUUAAAAAAAACUUUUCUUAAUGUUGGGGUAAGGGUUGAAGGGGUCCCUGACACCUUAGAGCAACCUACAGCCCCCCGGUACACAUCUGGCCCGCUCAUUUUAACCAAACAAAUAACUUCAUUGUUAAUGUCAUGAUUCUGGCAAAAGCACCAUGUUCUGGCCCGCAAGAUUUUAUAUCAUGUCCAGUGUGGCCCUCCGACGAGAAAAGGUUGGACACCUGCCUUAGAAGUUUGGGGGAGAAAGGCAGUGAUGGAGAGGAGAGAAGCAUAACCAGCACGAGAGCUUGGCCUCAAGAUAUGUGCACCAAAACCUCUCUAUCCCCUACAACUGAAGGGUUAUGGGAUUACAAUUUACCUUUUUAAAGUGACAAGAAUACAUUGGCUUUAGUAGCUUGAUGUUCUUUUUGGUUCUAUUCGUAGCAUUCUUCCCAUCUGAAAUCUUUAAGAUAAAUUGAAAGUAAUAAGUAAAUGAAUAAUAGCAUGCAUUAACACCAUAUAAAUCAAAAAGUGGGGGUAAUGAAACUUGAUUGUUCAUACUUUUUGUGCAUUUGUUUCAACUGGUACUUCAAACUGAUGUGCCUUCGGUAUAUUUGCUGAAAACUGAUGUUUCCAUCUGUUGUACUUGUUUACAGAGUGUUUCUGCCACUGACCCUUCUGGUAUAAUAUGUAUAAAAAUAUAUAUAUAUUUUGGGAAUUAGCAGUGAUCUGGAAAUAUUUUGCUUUCUGUCAUCUGAAACUCUUCUCAGCACUGUUUACCAAAUUGUGUAUGCAUGGUGUGUUUGUGUGCGUGUAUGUAUGCACAUUCAGACUUAGAUCUACAUCAAGACAAAUGCCAUACUUUGACAACUAAGUGUUUUACUCAUUUCUCAUAUUUUAGAGAGUCAUAUGAAGGGUUCAGUAUAUACACCAAUCUACAGUUUUAUCAGUAAAAUCUUUCCAAGUGAGAACACUUCUUUGUUUUUGAAAGUUUCCAAGGACUAGAUGUUAUACUAAUCAUUUCCUUGAUCUUACACACUCUUUGUGACAACAAGUCUUAAAAAAAAAAAGAAGAAAAAGGUCUUGUGACAUGAUGUAGUCACUAUUAAUCUGCUUCAAUGUUGCAUUAAUGAUCUUUAGGACCAUAGGAAGCAUUGCCCCACAAAGUAAGCAUCUUGUUUCCAUAGUUAAAAGCAGUGUCAAGAGGCCACGUUUCAUUUGCGCCACAAUUAUGCCUCCACAAGAUUGAAUGCUUGACUAAGCUUAUCGUUUUCUAGAUAAUUUAUGGGUGGUGUAGAGGUUCAUGUAGAAGCCUAUUUGGAAGGGUGCAUACCUAUAUUAUAGAUAACCAGCUUAUUCUGAGACUGGAGAAUUACUUUGUUCAUAAGACAGCUUUCAUUUUACUUAAGAUCUCCCAGCAAUAUAGGCAUUGAAGCUAGUGAUGACUAAAAACCAUUUUCAUAAACACAUUGUGCUAUGUAAGGGCAUUCUUCUCUUUUUUGUUUUACUGGGGGCACUGGCAGUGUAGUGAUUAAAACACUCACUUGUCACCAUUGCGGAGAGAGGCCCUGGGUUAAGAUCAUGUCUUCAGAGUCAGAGGUCAGCGGUUUUCUUUGGGUAUUCUGGUUUCCUUUCCCCUACUCCCCAUACAGUGCAAAAUCACCUCGAGGGGGAAGCACUUGUCCACCAAAGAAACCAUUUUGUUUACAAUGUUUUAUUAAUAUUUUCUAUUAUUUAUUAUUAUCCAUGAUCUUUUUCAUGCCUUAUUAUCAUGAUACUUGCUGGUUCUGUACAAAUCCCUCCAUCUAUGACAUUCAUUUUGUGAUUGUGAACAUCAGGCAUGUUUCAAAGGAAUCAUUGCUAUUGAACAUUCCUGACAACUUUAUGAAUAAACAAUGUUCCAUUGAAGAUCA
Messenger RNA from Pomacea canaliculata, 3900 nucleotides. RefSeq names its product acetyl-coenzyme A transporter 1-like. Gene Ontology annotation, cellular component: membrane. The record is from RefSeq and is a predicted model, not a curated record. Gene Ontology annotation, molecular function: acetyl-CoA transmembrane transporter activity. The transcript has 9 exons. NCBI's taxonomy places the organism in Eukaryota, Metazoa, Mollusca, Gastropoda, Architaenioglossa, Ampullariidae. The coding region runs from base 168 to 1865 and encodes 565 amino acids.